Eimeria mitis is the source of this 1269-nucleotide messenger RNA. RefSeq lists its product as uncharacterized. The transcript is spliced from 5 exons. The record is from RefSeq and is a predicted model, not a curated record. Gene Ontology annotation, biological process: UDP-N-acetylglucosamine biosynthetic process. Lineage: Eukaryota; Apicomplexa; Conoidasida; Eucoccidiorida; Eimeriidae. Gene Ontology annotation, molecular function: phosphoacetylglucosamine mutase activity. The coding region runs from base 1 to 1269 and encodes 422 amino acids.
AUGGAGACAGCUGCUGCCGCCUCGUGCUGCAGUUUUCGUGCUGCAGCUGAGUUGCUGCCAGCAGCAGCCUAUCGCUGCGGUUUGUUUGGCGGUUUAUUGUCUCUUCUUUUGUCUCUAAACCCCCCAAAAGAAGCAGCAGCAGCAGCAGCAGCAGCAGGAGACACAGCAGCAGCAGCAGCAGCAGGAGAAGCAGCAGCAGCAGCAAAAGGAGACACUCAUAGAAAAAUUCAUCAACGCACACCUGCUGCAGCAGCAGCAGCAGCAGCAGCAGCAGCAGCAGCAGCAGCAGCAGCAGCAGCAGCAGCAGCAGCAGCACAGCAUGUGGAUGAGGUUGCAGAGAGAGAGACAGAUGCAUUCUUUUUACUGGCGGAGACACUUUAUAAUAACCUCCAUAGAAUCAGAGAGGAGACAGUGCAGCAGGAGACAGCAGCAGCAAACCCCACGCAGCAACACCACCAGCAGCAGCAGCAGCAGCAGCAGCAGCAAGAGCAGCAGCAGCAGGAGCAGCAGCAGCAGCAGCAGCGGGAGAUUUGGGGUUGUGUGUUGCAUGCACGUGACCCUCGUGUGUCUUCUGCUGCACUUGAAUCUGAGUUUGCUGCUGGUGUCUCCGUUGCUGCUGCUGUCUCCGUCCCCAUCGGCGUAGCAACAACGGGGCAGCUGCAGCUGCUGGUGCGGCUAGUGAACGCAGCAAUAGAAGACAAGUUGCUGCUGCUGCUGCAGCAGCAGCAGCAGCAGGAAGAAUUCAUUGCUGCGCUCAAACCACUUCUUGGAAGCAGAAUGAAACAGCAGCAGCAGCAACAGCAGCAGCAGCAGCAACUGCAGCUGCUGCAGCAGCAGCAACUGCAGCAACUGCAGCAGAAAGGAAAAGAACUCGGGCAGCAGCUGCCGCGGUUUUAUUUUUUUUAUUUUGAGCAGCACCUUAAAACCCUCGUCGAGUUGCUGCGAGAAGAAAACCUGCUGCAAGGGUUUGGUUCUUCCCCUUUAUUUCUUGAUUGUGCUAAUGGGGCGGGAGCAGCAGUGGUGUCUCCGCUGCAGCAGCUGCUGCUGCUGUUUGGAGACAGGCAGCUGCAUGCGCGCAACACAGGGUCGGAGACAGAGGACUGCAGCAGCAGCAGCAGCAGCAGCAGCAGCAACGGCAGCAGCAGCAGCAGCAGCAGCAGCAGCUACAGCCGUUUGAUCAAUCACAACUGCGGCUCUGAGUUCGGUAUGAAGGAGACCCCUCGGAGGGCGCAGUUUGCUGCUCUUUUGAUGGAGACGCAGACAGAAUAA